Molecule: messenger RNA, 2684 nt
Organism: Homarus americanus (American lobster)
Lineage: Eukaryota; Metazoa; Arthropoda; Malacostraca; Decapoda; Nephropidae
Exons: 6
Coding region: 44-1117 (357 amino acids)
Source: RefSeq, a predicted model, not a curated record
GUAAGCUGAGUACUGCCAAGAGACCUGGGACCGAGGUGCGAUAAUGAUGAGUAAGGAUGGUGUGGAAGUUAAGGAAGAGCUGCCCAAGAAGGUGCGGGCGGAGGAGGUGCCCCCUUCAACAGCGCCAAACCCCUAUGCCCCGUAUGACCACCUGUUGUACAUGUGGCGGUGUGCAGCUAUGGCGCCCUCCUGGACGGCUACCCCGCUCGUUACCAGGGAUGGCAAGGUUUUGCCCCCUCCCCCACCUGCCAUCGUCAGAGACAGUGUUCCAGCACCAGUGCCAGCCUACCUGAGCCAGGGUCCUCCCGUAUUGGCAGAUCCUGGUCGUGUGGUGCCUCUCUCUGACUCUCUGAAGUUUGAGCGUCACUACCAGCCCAAUGUCGCCUUGGCCCCUCCCAAAGUGAGGGAUAAGGCUUUCCGCGAGUCACUGCCCACCAAGGAUAUCUCUCCUGGUGAACUUAUCCAUGAUGCUCAUGACAACAAACUUGCUGUGUUUCUGCAGAUUGGGAAACCAGUCGAGGUGGAAUGUAUAAAGCGUGAGACUUCUCCUGUGCCACCACUGUGUCACCAGCCAUCCUCUCCAACCACGACACAUUCAGUAAAUAGACCGACUCAAACCCAUCAACACACUCAGCACCAUCAGCCAAGGAAAAUUUGUAGUCCAGAUACAAGUGGGCGUCAUCCUGAACUAGAGUUGUCAACAACGGACUCCGACACUGAUUCUGUGGGCUCGGUCGGCAAUCACAGUGAAACAGUGGAGGAAGCAGAGGGUCUGCUUCGAGGUUGGAGUGACAGAGCAGCAGCAGGAAAGGUAGCUCAGUUGGUUGCAGAUUUGGUUGCGCGUCUUGCUGCAAGUGAUCGUCAAAAAGCAGCUCUCAGACAGCGCCUUGAUGCACAGACACGUGACCACAAUCAUACUGUCGCAACUCUACGCAACCAGCUCAUGGUUACCACACAACACAACAAAGAUGAAGAUCAGUUGCGUGAAAAGGUGUGUGAGAUGGAGGGUGAGUUGCGAGCUUUGCGUGAAGAGUUGCGUCCUCGCCCUCCCCCGUCUGUGAUAGCUCCCACCUCCCCUGUCAAGACUGAGCCCAGCGACGUUACCGACACAUGUUAGGCCGCCGCCUGAGCACUGGCUCGUGCUGUCCCCAGUACCGCAGAGAUGGUCGCAGUACAAAUGUGGCGCUAAUGUGCCGCCCGGGCUGCCUGCUGCUGCUGUUGCUGUUGGGCACCUGGGCCCAGGCUGCUGCUGCGGACCCGCGGUCGCAACCUUCUUGUGGCUGCGGGUGGCCGCCCCCCUCACUAGCUAAAUGCCUCAGGUUUGUGCCUGUAGUCAGGUGAGGUGGGGGCCGCGCCAUGAUCUCAGCCCGUACUCACCGCACGGGUCUCACUUGGUGCUACGCCACAGCCGUGUGUCGGGUGGUGCCACUGGCCGUACAUGGUGCUCAUGUGGGGCCGCUGCCCCUCUGGUGUACAGAGGCUGUGUGGUGCCGCCCCGGCACCAGGACGCUCUGGGGGCCCAAGGGGGGAUCACUGCCCCCCAGGGCCUAGGAAAAGCAAGUACAAACGCAUAAGUUAACGAAUCUGCUUUGUUGGGAAGGUUAAAUAUAAAAAUUUUAAAGAUUAUAUAAAUGGUUUACUAUGGUAAGCCUACUGCCUGGUGAGCAGUGGGCAGUAGUGUGGCCCAGGCCAGCUCACCACCAAGCCUGACCCACUUAGUCCUACUGCUGCCCUUAUAACCACGCACGCGCGCACCAACCCAGUGAUGACUGUACCCGCGUCAGCUAUGCAGUGUUAAAUCGAGUCAGAUGUUGCUUGAAGCAUCUCACGUUGGUGGAGCGCCACUUGAACGCCAUGACCAGAGACCCACAAAACUCUGGCGUACCUGCCCAAAAAAUUGUUGUCAUUUAAAGAGAUUUAUAGUUGUAUCAGUUAGGGGCCCAGGUCACGGCGCUCACUUUGGCCGCUUAUUUGUGUUCAUCUAUGUAACUAGUUAAUUCUUGAUAUGUGUUAAGAUUAAAUCUUUCACUAUUGUUAUUUAUAAUUCUCUACUAUGCUAGUACACGUGCAGCCGUGCGUGCAUGGGGAGGAAGAGUCCACAAUCUCUCUCUCCCCACCACACCACCCUGGCCUGGCGGUCUGUGCCAAGUUCAUCUUGCCCCCUAACUUACCUGUCAUUUGUUUGUAAUAAGUACAUAAGGUUAUUUAGGUGACUCAUCAAGCAAAGCUUGGUCUAGGAUUUAUUAUUUUUGGUAGAACUGCCCCCCAUAUAGCCAUGGCGGUUGUGAUCCAUCCGCCAUGGGCCGUUGUGUUGUAGCUGCCAAUGUAGGCUGCCCACCAGUCACCCACCAGCACCACUCCUUUCUGAGUGCCAUUAUGAUGGGUGACAGAUGGGCAGAGUAUGAGGUGAGUCAGCCAUUAACAGUGUGUGGGAGGGGAGUGCAGUGGACAUGUGAUGUUCACGGCAUAUGAUGACCGUCCGGCUCAGAGCCCUGUACACCUUCCCACCACUUCACUACCACCGCCCAGUACAGUUGCCACCAGCCAGGCGGGCACACUGCGGCACACUCCUAGUGAGAACAGAACCCAGUCAGUUCCGCAGAUGUGACAAACUCCAAAAAAUCCUGAAUUUAUUUGUUAUACUCAAUGGGUGGCACUCUAAAAAUAAAAUUGUGUCCAAAGAA